AUGGCAAAUGCCCAAGACACGCAACAUCCGCCCGAAGCGACUACGGUCAACGUCACCCUCCCUAGAAACAGCCUCGUUCCCUACGUCGAAUCUCAGCCCAGCUCACCUACGCUUGCCGAAGAAGACGAAGUUAGUUCAAUACCGAGACCUGCGUCCGAAGGAUCCUCGGGCACCGAUCGCAUCUUCUUCAGCGCUCACUUCGGGAUCAUCGGCACUAACGGCAACGCAUCCAUCCCCAAUCCCAGGAUACGUCACAAUGGCGAAUCCCAGCACGUACUAUCCAACAUCGAUGCCAGAGAAGAUGCCAUCCUUCGACUCUUACUCAACCUCGUUACCAAUCGACCCUACCUUUUUCGCAUCAUGGGGCCCGAGCUCGAAUGGUUACAGCGAAGGGCUGGAGAACUCGGAUACCAAUUGGACUCGGAACGAAGCUUAUCCACUUCACAAUCCCCUCCUGAAUCAAAUGCCGAUCCAAUCCCAAUACCUCCCCCUUCCUCAUAUGCCAAUCCCCAUGUUACCAUAUCCUCUAAUCACAACGGAUCCUCAGACUCGGAACCUCGCCACGGAAUCCACCGCGUCCCAACUCCCAUGCCUGGAACUCGAUCCAAUGAACCUUCUCCCCCGCAAUCCAUCUCUUCCAAUUCCACCCCUGAGUCUAACGCCUCUUCCACCCUUCCGAACCUCCCUGGACUGUUCCACGACUGGCUCACAAACCCAGCCACCCAUGCCCAGGCUAGCGCAGCCAUCGACGCCUGUGGAAACGAGAGAAGGCAAUUAGAGAACGAAGGAAGGAAUUGGGACGAUUGGAGAUGGAGGAAGCCAGAUGCGAACGAAGCUUGGGAGCUCUCGACUGGGAUCGACGGAGCAUUGCAGGUACCCUUAUCGGUUUACGCGCAGAAUCUGUCAUCUUCCCCCACGUCUUUCCUACAGUCGGACUAUCAAAUUCUGGAACAGCAUUUCGACCAAGCCCACCCGAUACCUUCUCCAACCAAUCAGCGAACCCUAUCACCGAAACUCCUAGCUCCCAUCACACGCACUCCUCAGACUCUCACCCCUCCGGAAGAAGUGGCGUCCCUAUCCGCAUCUUCCAAGCCCCAUUUAGCCGAGAACUCACCCCCUCACCACCUGACGGAUCUUCCGGUUACGCCUAUCCAAGCGGAAUGGGAAGCAGCCUUCAAAUUCCUCGAAACGGACACCUUCCUGGGCGAAACUCCCCGAAUGCGUCCGACUACCAUGCAGACCGCUCCCAGACUACAUCGAUUCAAGCAGUCCGAGGUUCCACGUCGAGACGCCCAGAGUCUUCCAUACAGCAUCGAGGCAACCAUGGGAUUAGAUGCUGGGAGUGCGGAGAUCUCGGGCAUACUAGGAGAGAUUGUCACAAUAUGCGCAGAAGGAGAGUAG
Molecule: messenger RNA, 1401 nt
Organism: Stereum hirsutum FP-91666 SS1
Lineage: Eukaryota; Fungi; Basidiomycota; Agaricomycetes; Russulales; Stereaceae
Exons: 2
Coding region: 1-1401 (466 amino acids)
Source: RefSeq, a predicted model, not a curated record